AUGGUUAAUGGGCUUAUUCGAUCCGGGGAUAAUGCUGAUCUGACAAAAGAAAGAAGAGCCGCUACUUUUAACGUAAACGAACUCUCUGAAUUUAUUCAUGGAGGAAAAGAAGUUCUGGCCAGGAGAAAAGAGAUCCUCCAAUUUGUGGAAUCCAAACCAGAAUUCAAACAAGAGAUUCCCAUCGAAUUCUUGAGUCGAGAACAGAGAUACGAACAGCAAGCAAAGAAUGCUGUCGCGAUGACAGAAUAUGCGACAGAUGUCAUCGACGGCAGUGACUUCUUUGGAGAGGGGAUGUAUUAUCAACAGUAAGUACACGAAAUAUUUUACAUUGUUCAGAUUGAUAAUGGGCCGAGAUUUGCAUGCCUUAUCCCUUCAUUACGUCAUGUUUCUUCCGACCAUUCAAAAUCAAACCACCGAAGAACAACUGGAUAAAUGGCUGGGCCUUGUAAUUACUCGAGGGAUUUCUGGGACUUAUGCCCAGACUGAACUGGGUCAUGGAACUAACCUCAGUCAGCUCGAGACUACGGCCACCUAUGAUCCCAAGACUGAAGAGUUUGUCAUCCAUUCGCCUACUGUGUCAGCUGCCAAAUGGUGGCCAGGAGCAUUGGGAAAAUCCUCAACUCAUGCUAUCGUUAUGGCUCAACUUAUCACUGGAGGACAGGGAUACGGACCCCACCCUUUCAUCGUCCAGCUCAGAGAUCUCGAGAAUCAUAAACCUUUGAAAGGGAUUACGGUAGGGGAUAUUGGACCCAAACUGGGCAUCAACGGAUCGGAUAACGGGUUCCUUUUGUUCAACAAUUAUCGUAUUCCCAGGGAAAAUAUGUUAAUGCGACAUGCCAAAGUGACAAAAGAAGGGAAAUACAUUCAUCCCAAACAUCAAAAACUUGGCUAUGGAUCAAUGGUUUUUGUGAGAUCAAUAAUGAUCAGAGAUCAGUCUUUGCAACUGGCUGCUGCUUCGACCAUCGCCACAAGAUAUUCGGCCGUCAGAAGACAAGGAGAACCUGUUCCUGGGUAGGACUAGUCAAGACUGAUCUUAAUCUCUUAUGUUUUAGAAAGGGAGAAGUCCAGAUCCUGGAUUACCGUACCCAACAACUCCGGAUUAUUCCACAGAUCUCCAAAACACUGGCUUUCCUAUUUGCGGCCUCAGAAGUGCGUGAUCUUUAUCUGAAAGUCACAGAACAGCUCUCGGAUGGGAAUGUUGAAUUACUCCCGGAACUCCAUUCUCUCUCUUCAGGCCUCAAAUCUGUAGUUUCUUGGGAAGUUGCGCAAGGGAUCGAGCAAUGCAGACUCGCUUGUGGAGGACAUGGAUACUCUCAGGCCAGUGGAUUCCCUGAAAUAUAUGCAUAUGCAGUGGGUGGAUGUACAUAUGAGGGAGAAAAUAUUGUCAUGCUUCUUCAAGUUGCAAGGUAAACAUUGAUCUCGGAGCAUAUUUAUUUUACUUUAGGCAGUUACUGAAGUCGGUUACAAAAUUCAAGUCAAGCACAGCAAAAUUGGCCGAGAUCGAUGGGUAUCUCGGUAAUCCUGCUGUUUCUCAAACUUCAUUCCAUGGAUUAAAUGGAUUAAUUCCUCAGGUUCUGAUCAACGACUUUGAGGAAGUCGCAAGGAAACAGGUACUCUUAACCAUAUAUUAGUCAUUCUUUGAUAGAUAUUCGGCGUUUGGGACCGUUUUGAAUCGCUGAAAAAGUCAUUAUCCGAGAGUGAGGCCUUUAAUAAGGUCUCCAUCGACCUUUGCCGCGCUUCAAGAUGGCAUGUUAAGGCUUAUUUGGUAAAGAAUUUCUUUUCCUACAUCAGCCGAUUCCAAGGAUCAGCCCGGAUUAAGGAGAUCCUCCUGGAUUUAGCGAGUCUCUAUGCUCUGGAUCAGAUUUCCGCUGGAUUAUCGCACUUUUUACGAGUAAGUAAUACAAUAGACGCGAAAUGUUUUCCGAAACCAAUUCCAAUGGAUCGUAAACUUAAUGAAUUCCCCUUUCCAGGAUGGAUAUUACUCUCAGGGUCAGGCCGAUCAAGUCAAACUCUCCAUCGAAACUUUAUUGGAACGUCUUCGCCCGGAAGCUGUAGCCAUUGUCGAUUCCUUCGAUUUUAGCGAUCGAGAAUUACAUUCAGUUUUGGGAAGAAGAGAUGGGAAUGUUUAUGAGAAUCUCCUUAAAUGGGCUCAGCAGUCUCAGUUGAACAGAGCCGAUGUUCUCGAUGCUUACCACAAAUAUCUGGGACCAAUGAUGAAGGAAGGAAGGGCCAAAUUGUAA
Messenger RNA from Bursaphelenchus xylophilus (pine wood nematode), 2240 nucleotides. NCBI's taxonomy places the organism in Eukaryota, Metazoa, Nematoda, Chromadorea, Rhabditida, Aphelenchoididae. The record is from the annotation of a GenBank genome assembly.